Acytostelium subglobosum LB1 is the source of this 1863-nucleotide messenger RNA. RefSeq lists its product as hypothetical. The transcript has 2 exons. Gene Ontology annotation, molecular function: acyltransferase activity, transferring groups other than amino-acyl groups. Bases 1 to 1863 code for a protein of 620 amino acids. NCBI's taxonomy places the organism in Eukaryota, Evosea, Eumycetozoa, Acytosteliales, Acytosteliaceae. The record is from RefSeq and is a predicted model, not a curated record.
AUGUCAAACAUUGCUGUUGGUAUCCAAAUGCUUACUUAUAGUGGAAGAGGAAUGGAUGAUCUUGGAAACAUUGAUGGUUGUCUGGGAUUACCAUCAAACACGUCUCACUACUGUGUGUACCAGUCUGAGAUGGAUAUUCCUGUUGCCGGAAGCAUGUCCUACACGUUGGGCCUUUGUCUACCACCAAGUUGCAACACGACCACAGACAUUAGCAUGGCCAUCCAACAACUGUCCCAAGUGGGUGCCGUACUCGUGAAGCCUGGCAACGAUUCAGUGAGCCAUUGUUAUGCCGACUAUGAUCAUGUCACUGUCAAGGAGUGGACUGCUGGAGCCGGAAUCAUGGUUGGAGUGUGUCUGUUCUUUUCGCUCUUGGUGGCCGUUGGUACUGCGCUCGAGGUUGCCAUAAUGACCAUGAUGCGUACCAGAUCGCACAAGAAUGAUGUUGUUCAACAGACCACGCCAAUUGAAGAGUCAGAGCAACGGGCCGGCCCAGUGCCAGUCAAGAGAUCGCCUAUACUCCAUGCGUUGUUGGCAUUCUCAUUGGUGUCCAAUUAUAAGUCGUUCACAAAUGGACGAUCCACCAAGAGAUACUUGGACUCACUAGAUGGCAUAAGGACCUUGUCGACGUGUUGGGUCGUGCUCGGACACUCGUUGGUCUUCCUGAUGGGACCGGGCCUAGACAACGUGAGCUACGUGUUUGGAGUGGCCAGACGCUCGUUUGCCUUCCAAGUGUUCAUGGCGGGCGAGUUCUCUGUCGACGUGUUCUUCAUGCUGAGCGGCUUCCUCGUGGCCUACACCGUGCUGACCCAGAUGGACAAGAGACAGGGCAAGACCGGCCCGCUGUUCUGGCUGAUGUACGUUGUGCACCGCUUUAUCCGUCUGUCGCCACUCUACUACUUCAUUGUGUUCUUCUUCUGGCAGGUGUCGCCACUGCUUGGCAGUGGUCCCCUGUGGUUCCUCUACAGGGACACAGUGAAGACGUGCGACCAGUACUGGUGGACCAACCUGUUGUACAUCAACAACAUGUAUCCGGUCAAGUUAGCCGAUGAGUGCACGGGCUGGGGCUGGUACUUGGCCAACGACAUGCAGUUCUACCUGCUGGUGCCCAUUGUAUUGGUGGUAUUCUACUGGAGGCGAUGCGCUGGCUGGGCCCUCGUAUGUGCCAUCCUGGCCGCAUGCUUCACGUCCAACAUUUGGGUGGCGGCCAAGUACGAGAUACCAACAUUCUUUGAGUUCGCCGCCAGUCCAGAUGGAUUUGGCCAGGACCUGUACCAACGCCCGUGGUUCAGAAUGGGCGCCUAUGUUGUGGGUGUCGCCGUGGCCUUCUUGUAUCGCGAGCCAAAGACAAAGGAGCUGUAUGACAUGCCAUGUUUCCGUGCUGUGGCCUACGUCGCAUCGCUGGUCAUCACCUUCUUCUUUGCCUACAUCCCCUAUACCAGCUUCCACAGUGAGAAUGGAUGGAACAACACCGAGAACUCAUUGUUCAACGGCUUUGCGCAUACCAUGUUGCCGCUGGGUGUGACCAUAUUCAUGAUGGCAACGUUCUACGGCCAUGGCGGUGUGGUGGCACUGUUCCUUGAGCAUCCAUUGUUCCGCUACCUGUCCAAGCUCACCUACUCCACCUAUCUGGUUCAUCCUAUUGUGAUGUGGGUACACUCGUACUCAUUGACGACGUACGCACACUACUCUCCAAUCGAGUUCACCUGGACAUUCGUUGCCAACCUGGUAAUGUCGUUCGCUGCUGCGUUUGUCCUCCAUCUGACCAUUGAGCGACCAUUCAUGAACAUUGAAAGAAUGGUGUUUGGAGGUGGCGGCGGGAGCGGCAAGAAGGAAGAUGGCGGUGAGUCGCCAUCAUCCAAAUAA